CUGUCUACUCUAUGGUAUUUUAGUCACCGUGGAAACUACAGCCGCGGCGUCUAGAAUCAACUGCUGCAAGUGAGACGGAGUGAGGCUUCAACCAACCGCCUCCUAGCUUUCAAAGAAUACUAGCCAAUCGGCAUAAAGCUUGUUGCUGUACCGGUAGUUUGAAACUGACAGAACGCUGGAGCUGUCACACAGAGUUUGGAGGCAAGAGAAGAAAGGAGCAGCAAGAUGUCUUCUGAUGAGGAGUAUCGUGAAAGUCCCAUUUUGCCAAAAGAUUCAGACCAUGGCAGUUCAGUGUCCUCAGAUCUUCAGGAUGAAUAUGAUGAGCUUCUCCGCUAUGCAGUUGUAACCCCAAGGUUUGGCCCUCAUUUCCUUGGGCAGAAUCAGCUCAUCACUGAACAAACUAGAAUUGACAAGGUUUCAAGCCCAAAGGAUCCAGUGCAAGAUCAAUCUCCAGCAAGAAAUAACUCAGAGGAAAAUAUUCCAGACUGUUCAGCAGUGAGCACUUCUCAGCGCAGGUCUCCAUCAACAGCAAACGAGGAAGAAAGGGUCAUGUCGGAAAAGAAGAGCUUUCUGUCCGGCUUGGAGGCCUUCUCUCCCCUUCAUUCUGAAGAUCUUUCUCUUGGAGGCUCCACCUCUUCAGGCUCCCAGGUGCAGCAAGUCAGAGUAAAGGAGCUUCCAGUUCCUUCUGAAAAUAUGGACAAAGUGGAAGAUGUGCUAGAUCUAUGGAGUGGCACUCUAAAGACCAACAUCAUGGCGGAGUUAAGCAAGUGGAGACUUACCAUAAUUGAGCAACAUAAACUGGAAAUCAAAAAUCAGAAUGAAAAGCAUGUUGAACAAAUUUCACAGCUGAGCAACCAAAUAGACAAAUUGCAGGAUCUUCUUCAGACAUAUGAAACAUCCAUACAGAGAAAAGACGAGGUCAUUUCUAACUUAACCCAUGCUUUAGAGAAGCACAAGGAGAAAACAGAACUCAUGAGAACAUUUACACACUGGCGACUUCAGCUGACAGAAGCCAGACAAGAGGAUUAUUCGCACAGCCUGGCAGAUAGGCAUUACAAGAGCACGCUGAUGAAGAAUGCAUGGAAGGCCUGGCGCUCUGUCAUUGAAUCAAACUGGAAAGAUAAAAUAGAACAAGCCUGUCGGGCACGAGCUGAAGAAGUCUGUGUUGAAUUGGCCAAUGAUUAUGAAUCCAAGCUGACUCAGCUGAAUGGCGCCCUUGGCGAAGCAAGAGCUGAAGUGCAGAGACUCCUGGCAGAAAGGGGGCAGUUUGAGGGCUCAAUGAAAAAGGCCUUCAUGCGUGGUGUCUGUGCUUUAAACAUGGAAGCCAUGUCUAUGUUCCAAGGAAGAGAGAGUCGCAUGGAGUAUGCAGAUCACCCACCCAGAAGAGAAGAACGGGACCCCAGCCCUUCAGUUACCUUCCAGAAUCCCCCUGUUGGCACCACUCACCCCAGCACAACCUCUGCCCUGCACUCGCCGGUUACCUGUGAGCCAAAUUUUAUCCAUGCCUUCGGCCAAUCAAGUGUUUCCCAGUCUAAGGAAGAUGUAAACACCCCAGCUGUCAUCUCUUCUGUAACUUCAGCCUCAAGUGCAUUACCAACCCAGAAGCUGCCCAUGACCAGAGUGGUCACAUCGUGUCAGCAGAAGGCCGGAAAGACCAUCACUGCACGGAUUACAGCUCGGUCGGAUCUGGCUCAGAGGAGCAGUAAGAUUGGCAGUAACAUCACCUCUAUGGCUGUGAACCCACCAAUGAGCUCUAUUGUGGUUGAAAAGCAUCACCCAGUCACACAGCAAACCAUCUCUCAGGCUGCUGCUGCUAAAUACCCUCGGGCAGCGCUGCAAAGCACUGGUUCCAUUGGUGGGAGGAGCAGCGGCCAGAGUGGAAGAGUAUCACAAACGCACGCUGGAAUUCACUCCAUUAAAGUUGUCGACUGAUUGGCUGGGAAGCUGAACGCAAGGAGCACAGAGAACACUAUGAUGCCAAAACCUGCAGGUUCCUGUGUACCAAGAACUAACCGGCCUAUUGAUUCCAGCUUCCAUACACAGGUGGUAUCAUGUGUAGCGAUGGCGUGCAGAUCAGCGUGGUGCAUGUACAGUAUUUAUACACACACAUCUAUAUGUCAGUUUUCAGCUUGAUUAUUAUCCCACAAAUGUAUCACUUGUGCCAAUGACUGUCUAUUCAAUUCACCAUUAAUUGGAUCAGGGCAUCAAUCAGAAUGUAAAUAUUUAUUUUUCAAUUCUGUUUUGUAGCUUUUUUAUGUAAAUUUUAAUAAAGAAUGAUUUUUGUA
Molecule: messenger RNA, 2285 nt
Organism: Xenopus tropicalis (tropical clawed frog)
Lineage: Eukaryota; Metazoa; Chordata; Amphibia; Anura; Pipidae
Gene: poc5
Product: POC5 centriolar protein
Exons: 13
Coding region: 226-1932 (568 amino acids)
Cellular component (GO): centriole
Source: RefSeq, a predicted model, not a curated record